Messenger RNA from Plasmopara halstedii, 333 nucleotides. RefSeq lists its product as uncharacterized. Lineage: Eukaryota; Oomycota; Peronosporomycetes; Peronosporales; Peronosporaceae. The coding region runs from base 1 to 333 and encodes 110 amino acids. The transcript has a single exon. The record is from RefSeq and is a predicted model, not a curated record.
AUGAUGAGUGAAGGUGAUGAUGUGCUGGAGCACAUUGACAAGAUUAAGAAGCUGGCGGAGCUGUUUGGCGCUGUGGGCGCUCCGGUCAGCGAGGACAACUUGGAUACCGCGUUUCUUAGGAGUCUCAGUGAUUCUUACUCAUUUCUUAUGAUGGCGCUGGAGUCAAGAGCGGACUCGCUGGCGUGGGAGCUGAUGACGUCUCGGCUUUUACACGAGGAUGUGAAGCGUAAAGAACAAGGUGGCGGUAUCGAGGAGGCCGAACACGGACAUGGUGAAGCGCUUGUUACUAGACAAUGGAAGAUGCAAAGGGCGACAAGCGCCAGUAGAAACUAA